AUGUCUGACCCCGUCGUUAGCCUCGGUGGUCCCCUCUUCCGCCAUCCAGGCACAUCAUACCAAGAGUUCAGCACCUCCUGGCGUCGACACGCUCAGAUCGUGACACCAUGGUUCCUGCAAUUUGGAGUCACAGAGUACAUACAAAUUCACCUUCCACCCAACCGCUCUCUCCAUACUCCUUUCAGCACCAUGUUGUCUUCUUCUCCGAGCCACAUCUCGCCAGAAGCCUCGGCGCAGGCCCAGAAGAUUAUGGCACAGGCAGACGGUAUAGCUAUAGUCCGCUACAGACCCGUGAGCAUUUCCCCGGGAAAGACGCGAGACCUCAUGGAUGGAUCGUCGCAUCCGUACUUCAAGGAUGUGAUUGCGGCCGACGAGAGAAGGUUUCUGCAUACAGAGUCGGGGGCUACAGCAGUAGCCCCUAAGGAUGGAAAUUGGAGCUUCGACGUCCCGGCGUUAGAAGUUGACGUAUGGAAAGAAUUAGCAGCCGGGUGUCGUGUGGUCAAGGCUGAAGAGUUGGUCAUCAUCAAGGAUGGGAAAGCAGAAAUUGAGGUUGAAGGUUUGUGGUGGAACCUCUGGCACAAUCUGGACCGGGAAGACGUACCCGUUGAUGUAUCACAAGCCGAAGGGAAAUGA
Truncatella angustata is the source of this 633-nucleotide messenger RNA. RefSeq lists its product as uncharacterized. The transcript has a single exon. Gene Ontology annotation, molecular function: oxidoreductase activity. NCBI's taxonomy places the organism in Eukaryota, Fungi, Ascomycota, Sordariomycetes, Amphisphaeriales, Sporocadaceae. Bases 1 to 633 code for a protein of 210 amino acids. The record is from RefSeq and is a predicted model, not a curated record.